Acytostelium subglobosum LB1 is the source of this 999-nucleotide messenger RNA. RefSeq lists its product as hypothetical. Bases 1 to 999 code for a protein of 332 amino acids. Lineage: Eukaryota; Evosea; Eumycetozoa; Acytosteliales; Acytosteliaceae. The record is from RefSeq and is a predicted model, not a curated record. Gene Ontology annotation, molecular function: protein binding. The transcript has 6 exons.
AUGCCCAGUAGUGAUACACUUGAGAAGGCUGAGAACUAUUUGUCAAGAGCAUUGAGAUUGGAUCAUACAUUGGAAGAUGCUUGGAAUGAGUUGGGCGAGUGCUACUGGAAGAAGAACUGUUUGAGCUUGGCCAUGAGAUGCUUCUCACAAUGUUUGGAAAGGAAUAGUAAGAACAUUGUUUCGCUUCGCAAGCUAUCAAUUGUAUAUAGACAGAUCAAUGAGGAUAACAUACUUAGGAAGAGAACAAACAUUGAGAAGAGUGUCAAGCUGGCCAAAGAUGCAGUGUCAGUUGACUUCAAGGACAAUGAAUCAUGGUACGUACUUGGCAAUGCAUAUCUUAGUCUAUUCUUCAUGGAUGCAUCGGAUGAUACACAAUUGGACAGUGCACUGAAGGCCUAUCAUUGCUCACUUGAGCAACACAAGAAGCAGCAAGGAGUCUCCAAGAAGAACCCUGAUCUAUAUUAUAACAGGGCAAUAAUAUACAAGUACCGUGAAGAUUAUCAACUGGCAUUGGAUGGAUUCAACAAGGCAUUGGAGUUGGAGAAUGGCAACUGGGACGCACCACAAAAGUACAUCCAAGAGAUACAAUCAAACAUCAAACAAAUAGAUGAUGUACUCACCAAGACCAAGAAGACCAACAAUAUGAAGAAGCCAACAGUGAAGAACUUUAUCAAUUAUAGCCCGAUAUUCAGUCAUAGUAUACAUAAUGAUAGAACCUGUAUGUCAAUGGAUACACUGCAGACUGGAUUGAACAAGGGAGCAUACUUUAUUGCCAAGGUGAAGAAGGUGGUUUCACCAUCAGAGUCAGUGCCCCGUAUUGCCGUGUGUUCCGAUCGCAACUCACAACUGAUGGUCAUCUCAAUAUACAACAUAACAUCCAACGCCAUCAAGAAAGGUGAUCUAAUCGCUGUUGCCGAUCCCUUUGUCAAAGAUAUACAUCUGUCUACAGGUCAACUGGUAAGCAUUACAUAUGUUGGAACCAUUACAUUCCAGAUCUAA